AUGGUGAAGAAAGGUGAUGGUAGUGAUGACGAUGAAAGUAGUAAUAGUGAUGAUAGUGAUGGUGGUGAGUGUGAUGAUAGUGGUAAUAGUGAUGGCAGUGAUGGUGGCGAUUGUGAUGAUAGUGGCAGUGGUCAUAGUGGUGAUAAUGAUGGUGGUGAUUGUGAUGAUAGUGGCAAUGAUAAUAGUGGUGAUAUGAUGGUGGUGACUGUGAUGAUAAUGACAGUGGUAAUACUGGUGAUCAUGAUAUUGAGUGGUUAUGGUGAAAAUGGUGGUGUUUGUGGAGUGGAUAUUGGUUACGGAUAUGAUUGUGAUGGAAAUUGUAGUGAUGGUGAAGACUGUGGAUGUGAUAGUGAUGUUAUGUUCUUUGAUAGUGAUAAUAGUGACCGUCAUCGUCACCAUGGCGAUGGACACGGUGGUGAAUAUAGUGAUAGUGGCUGUGAUAGUGAUUAA
Messenger RNA from Macrobrachium nipponense, 450 nucleotides. Its product is annotated as secreted acidic protein 2-like. Bases 1 to 450 code for a protein of 149 amino acids. The record is from RefSeq and is a predicted model, not a curated record. The transcript has 4 exons. Lineage: Eukaryota; Metazoa; Arthropoda; Malacostraca; Decapoda; Palaemonidae.